Messenger RNA from Clunio marinus, 2226 nucleotides. The record is from the annotation of a GenBank genome assembly. Lineage: Eukaryota; Metazoa; Arthropoda; Insecta; Diptera; Chironomidae.
AUGGAUCGAAAGUCAAACAACUUAUUUGAAGUCGUAUCCCAAGGUGAUGAAGCUGCUCUUCAAAGGUUGUUGCUUGAGCGUAAGGAAGAAAGAAAUAUCGCGACCCUGGCUCAUGGGAACACAGUACUUCACGAAGCAUCUUGGAAAGGAUACAGUCGUUGUGUAAAAAUACUUUGUAAUGUUUAUCCGAAAGAUUUUGAUAAGAAUUCAAACAAGGAGAAGUUGGAUUGGAGAAAAACUCACUUCGUGAAUCGAGUCAACUUCUGUGGAUUCUCAGCACUUCAUCUUGCAGCACAAAAUGGACAUAAUCAGACAUUGAGAGAAUUGCUUUAUGCUGGAUGUAGUACAUCAAUUCAUAAUGAUUAUGGUGACACGCCACUUCAUACUGCUUGUCGCUACGGUCAUGCGGGUGUGGUUCGGAUUCUCAUCUCAGCUAAAUGUGAUGUUGAUGCCUUAAAUCUUAAUCAUGACACUCCACUUCAUAUCACUUGUGCUAUGGGAAGGAGAAAGUUAACGAAGCUUCUACUUGAAGCUGGUGCCAUGCAAUUUCAAAAUUUGCAACACGAAACGCCUCGAGACAUUGCCCAGAGGAAAAAUCUUAAAGAGAUUCUAGAAAUCAUGAGGAAUUGCACAAAGAGAGAAGAUAAGCAAUUAACUCAAGAAUCUCCUCGAAAUACAAAAUCCCCAAAUGAAACUCACGCACAUCUCUUGCCUCAUAACAGUAAAAUUAAGUACAAUAACAAAGACAAUGAAGAAAAUACUCGUAAUUGGUCACCUUACGGUUGCCAUUAUUAUCCUGACACUAGAAACUUCCCGACACCUAAUCUCGAGACACUUCCCAAGGAACCGCUUCAGAAAGGUGAACAAUAUUACUUGGACUUGGGUGGCAACAUUCGAAAAGGUCCAGUAGGGAAAGGCAACAAAUGCUUCUGUGCUUCACAUAACAACAACAGCAAUGCCGAAGAUGCCUUUAGAAAUGUUCAUAAACUUAUUGAUGGUAGCGAUGAAUUCAUAUUGAACAAGGAAAUGACUGCAGCAAUAUCAAAACAUGUAGGAAGCAAAGAGAGACACGAGAAUUCCAGAAAUAGAGAAAGACGUGGCGAAGAUCCACUUUACCCUUUGCUCAAAAUUGUUGGGGAUAAGAAUAAACAAAUGCACUUGAAGAAAUGGCUGACAAAAGUCCAUCCGGAUAAUGAAUCAGAAGGAAAUGAUAGGAGGAAGGAAGUUGCGAUUGAUGUUCACAAAGAACUUAAUUACAGUAACUCGAAAACUAGCCAAAGCAGAACGGCGAAAGUAAUGUCAAGUUACGAUGAGAAUGGAAACCAAGCAAACAAUGAGGAUGAAGAUGACGAAAACUACACCGACAUUUCAAAUGAGACUGAAGAUGAGUCUGGAAAUGGUUCAAUCAACAGCAACAAUGGAAAUUGUCUCUACGAUGAGAGUUUUCUAAAGAAUUUUCAGGAUCAACAAAUCGCACAGAAUUUUCAUCAAAAUGAGUCGUUAACAUCGCCGAGUGUCAACAGCAAUCAAAACAUUGAAAUGGAAAUGGAAAAGAUCACAAAAUCAUUGUUAACAGACGGAAGUUGUUUGAUGAUCAACAGAAAUCCUGACGUCAUUAAAGAUCACAUUCAUCAUAGUGCCAAACGAAGUACAAAAAAGAUCAAAAGUGCCAUCACGAAGCCAACAGCAUCGACAAUUUUAACUUCUGGUGAUCUUUAUGUGAAUAGCUUUUUUACAAAUGAGAAGAGAAGCGAAGUUGGUGAUGAAGUUGAUGGAAUCGAAGAUUUAAUAUCAAAGGUUCAUUCAUCUAUCAUCAACUCAUCUAAUGUUUCAACUGUUUCAUCACAACAACGACAACCUUCAGAUGGACAAAUUUUAUGCCAUGACGACGUUUCCCAUUGUAAGGAUGUGUGGAAUCAAAAGGGAAGAUCACGAAAUCCUCUGCCACUUGACAUCAACGAAAUUGAAAAUUAUGGCGACAGAAUAUUUUCUCCCGAAAUGUCCGAUCUUCUAGCAAAGGAGGCAACUUCAGAUGACAAAAAUUUAGUAUUACUUGACCAACUUCUUAAAGCAAGGAAAAAGUUCAAUCAAACAUACCAAGAACAGCUUCGAAUUAUGAAUCAACAUGAAAUUCGACAAACCCACCAGGAGACAACAAUUACUAACAAAAAUAAUCAAGAUUUUGACAACGAAUUUACUAUUCCCAGUGCUUCCACUUUAGUUUGA